This is a messenger RNA of Drosophila miranda, 683 nucleotides long. Its product is annotated as ADP-ribosylation factor-like protein 3. The record is from RefSeq and is a predicted model, not a curated record. Gene Ontology annotation, cellular component: microtubule cytoskeleton; cytoplasm. The transcript has 3 exons. Gene Ontology annotation, molecular function: GTP binding; GTPase activity. Gene Ontology annotation, biological process: cilium assembly. NCBI's taxonomy places the organism in Eukaryota, Metazoa, Arthropoda, Insecta, Diptera, Drosophilidae. Bases 79 to 606 code for a protein of 175 amino acids.
ACUUAGUAGAAAUGCAGUUUUACUUCAACCUUAAUAGAACACUUACAUUUAUCUGUACUUGAAUACAAUAAGGUCUCCAUGUGCUUUAACGGCUCCUUUUCGCUCAUUCGCAAACUCCUGCCUCCAAGGGCCGAGGAGCCCUGUCUCCUCGUCUUGGGACUGGACAAUGCUGGCAAAUCAUCUCUGACCGGAAGCCUAGCUGACAAAUUGGGCGACAGUGUAAGGUGUCACGGACGGCUGAAAAACCGACAGCUCUGGGCCAACUAUUACAAGAAUGUCAGGGGCUUGAUCUUUGUCAUCGACAGCAAGGAUACGGCCCGGCUGAGCGAGGCUCGUUGCGUGCUCUGUGAUGUUCUGCUGGAUGAGCGAGUACGGAAUGUCCCACUGCUGAUUGUGGCCAACAAACAGGACGCCUUGGGUGCCAUGUCCAGCCGCCUUAUGGUCGAUUUGAUGGGUCUGAGCCGCUUGGAGGGACGCGAGUGGAUCAUACAAGAGUGUUCGGUGACGACAGGCAGCGGUAUUCAGACGUUUUACAGGGCAUCAUCGGUUGGAUUUCCAAGAAUAUACGAAAGUGAUCGUAUAAACCAUUCGUUCAUUGAGCUAUAAUUCUGUUCUAAAUUUUAAAUGAAGCUUAACAAGGGACUAAUCAAGGUUCAAUGGCAUAUAAUACGUUGUUUUAAUCG